AUGGCACAUCCAUUGAUCCAAGGAUUUAAUUUAUAUAAAAAAGCUAAUGCAAUGUUAAACUAUCGACUUGAUCUCGAUAAGGAAAUUUUUGCAGUCAUAUCCAAAACAUAUGGCGAUAUUCGUCGUGCACAUCUCAAUCAUCAUUUCCCGUCAAGCGUUGUCGAACUUUCAUCCUGUGAACAAUUUAAUAUCAAGUUUAACGAAAUUUUUGAACAUCGUGUCAAUCAAAUUCUUUUCGAGUCGCUAGGAAAUACGACACAUAUUCGCAUACAUGAUUAUUUGAAUGAAAAUCAAAGUCCUGAUAUUGUAUUUUCCAUCGGUAUGCGCAUUGCAGUUCUGUUAGAAUUACGUCGUCGAUUAUAUUUGGCAAUGGGACAGCUUCAUAAUGCAUUCGAGAAAUAUGAAGAAUUAUCGAUUUAUGCACAUCAAGUUACAAUGGGCAUUCAACGCUUGAAAACUUGUGGACCACGUCUACUUGAAUUGCCAGUUAAUGAUACGGUCAUGAACACAGGAAUUAAAACACCAGAAAGUUUCGGAAAAAAUAUUUCUGAACAAUUAAAAAAAUUAGCCGGUUUAACAUUUGUUGAUGUAUCGAAUAAAUUUGAAGACUUCAACACGUAUAAUAUUAUGGCAGAAUUAAGUGGUACACUGAAUCAACUAGCUGUUAGUUUGACGACAAUUGCUAACAAUAUUCGUAUGUUGUGUUCAAUUAUAAUAAAUGGAACACAAUAUACGGCUAUGGCUACGGCAGCCGCGCAAAUUAUGGGAAACCAUAUGGCUCUGACUGUUGUGAGUACAAUGGGACAUGUGGACAUAAAUUUGUUGAAACCAUUGAUAAUAAAAAAUGUCCUUUAUUCAUUAACAAUGUUAAGCUAUAUGAGUGAAAACCUCUCAACAUGGUCACCACUAGAACGCCAAACAGCUCCGAUACACCAAGAUGGAUUACAGUCAAAUAGUACUUUACUUUCAUCAAUAAUGGAAUCGUGGAUAAUGCCAACAUCUUAUGAACCAGAAAUGUUCAUUAUUGAUUCAGCACCAUUAUCGGAAAAUAUAAGCGUAUUUGAUAAUGUUGGUGGAACACGAUCACGAUUAGCAGCAGCAGCAACAACAGCAACGCAAAUAGUUCAGGAUGAACACGGACCAGGAGUUGAACCAAAUACGACAUCGCCAUUGUUCAACUUGGGUAAUAUGGUGAACACCGUUGAAUCAUACAUUCUCAACGAUAAAAAAUCAAAAAAGACGAAAAAGUGUCAUGCAACACAACCAAAUGUCAAUUUACCACCACCACCACCAGCUCAACAACAACAACAACCAACACAAGAAGAAGCAGUCCGACAACUGGCUGAAAAACUAAAAAUUUAUCCACCACCCGAUUCAUUGUUCCCUUGA
Messenger RNA from Rotaria socialis, 1389 nucleotides. The record is from the annotation of a GenBank genome assembly. Lineage: Eukaryota; Metazoa; Rotifera; Eurotatoria; Philodinida; Philodinidae.